AUGGAGUCUAUUUCUAAUGGCUUGUUGGCCGAGCAAGACCGCCAGUUGGAGCUACACGCAAAGAUACAGCUGCACAGUCAAAAAGUAGCGCACCGGAUUCAGAAAAACCGGCCGGCAGCAACCACCAGGCAGUACGAUUCCAGGCAGAAAGAAUUCAUUGAUUUCUGCACAAAAGAAGGCUUUCCUGACGGCCAGGUGGUUACCGAAAAGAAGCUGGUCUAUUUUCUGGAUCACUAUGUCAUUAACCGUCCGAUUCGGCCAUCGCGAUACUUGAGAAAUCGUACGGAUAGCCAGGGCGCAGCCGUUGUACAAACUCUCGGACUACCGUCUGUAAAGGCUUACACUAGUGCCAUUGUUGAUCUUUGGAGAUUCCAGCAAUCUCUUGGUACGAAUCCCUACCCUAAUCCAAGGGGCCAUCUAUUACUCCUAAUCCUAUACAAGACCACCUCCGGGCAUUCAUCUACCCAACGAGCCACUGUGCGAGAGCUUUGGGAGGAGUGGCAUGUUGGUAUUCAUGGCAAUCCAUCUAUCCAGUCUCUCGAGGACUCGUACGGAUGUCGCUGGAGAUCAGAUAAUAAGGAACGCGUCUUCUUUAGCCGUAGGAAGGUUAUCAUUGACUGGAUACAGGCUCGAGUCUCUAAAGGCAUCCUUUUAGCCGACGCAAUCGAUGAGAUUGAACUCAUGCGAAGAAACUCGCAGAGGACGCUGUAUCAACUGCAGGCUUUACUUAAGAAAGGUGUAUAA
Molecule: messenger RNA, 744 nt
Organism: Talaromyces stipitatus ATCC 10500
Lineage: Eukaryota; Fungi; Ascomycota; Eurotiomycetes; Eurotiales; Trichocomaceae
Exons: 3
Coding region: 1-744 (247 amino acids)
Biological process (GO): positive regulation of ribosomal protein gene transcription by RNA polymerase II
Molecular function (GO): DNA-binding transcription factor activity, RNA polymerase II-specific; RNA polymerase II cis-regulatory region sequence-specific DNA binding
Source: RefSeq, a predicted model, not a curated record